Messenger RNA from Mauremys reevesii (Reeves's turtle), 4343 nucleotides. RefSeq lists its product as uncharacterized. Lineage: Eukaryota; Metazoa; Chordata; Testudines; Geoemydidae. The transcript has 5 exons. Bases 1451 to 2515 code for a protein of 354 amino acids. The record is from RefSeq and is a predicted model, not a curated record.
GGAAGGCGACCUGAAGUCUGGUGGUGAAGGCUCCGUGUGUAACCCACACACCUCCUGGGUGUGGUGUCCUGUCCUGUCAAGUGGCACCAAGACCACUUAAUGAGAGAGAGAUCAAAUGUGUCUGUGCUGGAACCAGCUAGAGCGAAUGGCCCAGGAUAGAGGACUCUGGAGAUCUGUGGUUGGCGGCUCAUACCCCGAUUGGGGUGACGGGCGUGAGUGAGAGAGUACUGCAGCCUUUUAGCUCAUGCGGUAGAGAUUCAUGCAGCUUCUCCGAGGAAGAGGAGACACAGGAAGAAAAAGAAGAAACCAAAAGCUGCCCUGUGCACCUGGAGAAGCUCCCCUUGGCUCAGCGCCUCAGGCUCGUUGAGAGGAGGCUACAGGACGUGGCCAGACACCUGGAUGAAGUUCUGAUACCGCCGAGUGUGUCGACAUCUGGGAUGAGCCAAUUCUCCUAUUCCUCCAUGGAAUCCACCACCUCUCCCCUCUGGAGUCCCAGCUCCUUUUCCCUGAGAGAAGCCUCAGUGACUUGGUCAGAGCCCCUCUGCCACACAAGGGAUACCAUGACUGUCGCAAGCUGGGAAGGAUCCACUCAUCCCAUCUAAGCCCAGCCUCUCCCCAGGCCCCCUGCCCACAGCAGACGAGACCGGCGAGAGCAGAACAUAGGUCUGGACCAGAUGUCAGCCCAUGGUUCAGACUUCAACAUCCAACAGAAGCAUCUACAGAGCCAACUGGGGGCUCCACAAACCCCCAUCCCGGGGGAGCCAUUGCUGGGCGAGCAGGACGCCAAGCAGCAAUGGGAAUUCAACACAGAUCGGCCCAAAUGUGGAUUUCCAGCAAAGGUCCCAAAGCCCCUGAGAUCCGACACCAGGCCUCAGCAUGCACAGGAGAUCCAGGAGCCAUGUGUCUGCCCCUGGGGAGCCCUGCCCCAAAAGGCCCACAGGAUCAUGGCAUCCCCUGAUGCCAUCCUGGCCAGGCUUGUGCCCACGGCGGGGGUCAAGCUGCAGGAUCACGUGACUCAGAAAUGCUUGGAGAUCCAAAUGAAGGAUUUUCCUAAGAUCGUGAGAGAGUCGCACAGAGAUGCUCCCCUCCAGACAGAGACUGCCCUGCCUGGGCCACUCCGCCCCCCUAGAGUGCCAGGCAAGCACAGGACAGCGGCAUUCCCAACAAUGGGACAACAGCCUGCCCACCCCAUCGAACUCCACAUAAGGCGUGAGCAUCUCAUCAUGCAGAGGGGGCUGCUCACCCUGGAUCCAGAGCCCCCGGCAGAGCUGCCUCACGCCGUCCAAGCCAGGGGAGCCAGUGUGGAGUUCAGUGAGAUGGAGACUGAUUUCCUGCAGACAGGGAGGCAAAGCACAAGCUCCUCUUCUUCCACACGUCCUCCAACGCCAGUGGAAGAUACCACCAUGGAGACGGGCAGACUAACCCAGAUUGCUGCACUCUGCCAGCAGGGAUGGAUCUGACAUCGCCACCUCCAGGAACCACAGUAGCAGAGAAGACACUCGAAGCGACACUCCAGAUUUAUAGGAGCGAGUUGAGAAAGCCCCUUACCAUUGUGUGUGACAGCAAAGGGACUGAAGAGAAGCUGGAGCUGCACAUGGAGAGGAGGGUUACUUUGGGAGAAGACUCCUGCCUGGGGCCAGUGGCACAGGCAGGUGAGGGCAGGGCAGAUCUUCCCAGGACCCAAUGCCACCAGGUUGCCCCAGAGGCCCCAGGCUCUGAGCCGCUAACAAGAUCCACCCUUGACUCUCUGAUUGCUGGGCAGGCUUCACACGACCUGCAGAUCAAGCACCUGACGGAACUGUUGAGCACCUCCUGCCCCUUGGUGGCCCAGGUCUCAGUUUGCCAGCAGUGCCGCAAGGCACAUCCAGGAAAGAUGAAGGGUAAGAAGGAGACAUCUGCUGAGCUGCAUGGUCUUCGAGACAUCAUGGAUUCACAUGGGUUCGAUGGAACUGUGAAUUCAAAGCUCUCCAGGGACCAGCCGCCAAUCAAAAUCUGCAAGAAGUGCAGUAAACUUCGAUGGAAGAGACCAGCUGGCUCUGUAGGUGCUGACUUGCCCAGAAGAUCCCAUGGAAUUCCACAGCGAUGGACUCCAGGAGACUCCUCAGCAUCUGACAUCAACCACAGCAAGAUGGCAGUGCUGUGGCUCCUUCCGGCAGACAAGAGCAAGGCGCAGGAUGGCAUGGGGAAAACGGCUCCCACCAGGCAACCAAAGAUGGUGUCCGUUGCUACGAGUACAACAGAGCUUUUGCAAGCUGGGGAGAAAGCAACUGGGAGACCUGACGGUUCUCCCCCAAAGUCACCAAAGGCCUCCAGAGCUAGGACACCAUCUCCUUCAAGGAGCAAAGUUCUCAAGCAGAGGUUAAUGUGCCUCAAGCAAAUCUUCAGCAAGCUUCAAAACAAAGUGAAGUCCCGAAUGUUCAAGGACUCUCAUUCCAGAACACCUGACACUAAAUUUAUAAAGCCACCCUAUUGGAAGGCAAGGGCCUCCAAGGGUGUCCGGUUUCCAUCCUACUGAAUCCCACCCUGCCAGCAUGCCCAACUAACAGAAGGGGCCCACAAAUUCCAACCUCUCCCUAUCAUCCAGUGGGUCUGGUAAGCGUGGGCUAAAGUGGCUGAGAAGAAUGGCUUGUUGUCCUGGGACACAGAGACGGAUGUAUAAGAGACUCUCCUUGGGGUAUCACAUUUAAACCCAGAUUCCAAGAUGAAGGGGGGCCUGGGGGCUUGGAUGAGAUUGAGGGUGUGGCUAGCUCAGUGGAUUUGUUACUUUACCUCAUGCGGUUCAAGAAUCAAUCCUUCCUUCAAGAAGAGCUGAUACUAAAUUCACAAAGCCCCCCUUUUGGAAGGCAAGGGCCUCUAAGUGUGUCCAGUAGUACUAUUAGGGCCAUACCGUCAAUCAAACCCAAACCAGCCCCAUGACCCCUAAAACCCCGACCCUCGACCCCUUAAGCCCCACCCGCCUCUCAGCAGCAGCCCCACCCAUGGGGGUAUUACUUCCGGGGUCAAGGUGGACACAUGACUGGAAGCAAAGUGUGUCAUGUGACCCCUCUAAGAACUCCUCUCGCUGCCCUCUACCAAUCAGGAGGGGUUUCGCCCCCAUAGGCCUGCCCCAAGAGUUGAUUUGACCAAUCAGGGGUGUUCCAGGGUCGGGGGACCCAUCCAGAUGUGGCUCGUGUGAUCCCUCUAAGAACUCCUCCCAAUGCUCUCUACCAAUCGCGAUGGGUUUCGGCCACAUAGGACCACCCCCAGAGCAGAUUUGACCAAUCGGUGGUGUUCCAGGGCGGGGUGACCCGCCCAGAUUAGGGCCGUGUCACCCUUCUGAGAACUCCUCCCAGCGCCCUCUGCCAAUCAGAGUGCAACACUAUCACCCCAUAAAUCCUAGCGCCGGGGCAGAAGAGGCCAUCUUUUACCAAGGAUGUGUGCUUUAGAAAUCAUGGAAACAUGGACUCCUUCACCACCCCUGUGAGCACUUUGGACUUUGUUUUAGCCCCGAGGGCCUUUGGACUUGUGUGGAGAAAGCGCUACCUCAGCGACAGUCCCCACGAGGGCUCUUUGACUCAGCCGUUGAUGGAUACGCCGGAACCCGAAACCCAAACUCUCGUGAGGCACCCCAAUGAGCAUGAAGGCCUCUCAUUGUUCGCCCCACUAGAGGUGGAAGGCGAACACAGCUCGGUUGAGUCAUCGGAGGACAAGGUGAAUGGAAAAGACAUUGCUCAGCUUGAUGAUGCCUUUCUAGAGGACCCGCAGGCCCUGGACAGCGUUACAUCAAGCAGCGAAGAUGAACCGGGCUCUCCUUGUUUUUGCUCAAUGCCGAUACAAAUUGUUGAAGAGGACUCCGAGGAUGACAGCUAUGAGGAGUUUAGGAGGCUUGGCAUGGAACUAACUGAGCCAGUGCCACGUCGUGAGCAUAAAAAAGUCAUGCGGUCUAUUGUAUGUGUUGCUGUUUAUGCUGUCCUUAAUCACUGCCUUAGGGAAAAGCUUUUUGAAGAUUGUGAGGGCUGUGUCAUAGAUGUGCCAGCCCAACGGUGCCAUGACUGUGUGAGUUGGACUUCAAUAGAUAUAAACUGCAAGCUCUCGGGCCUGUGUGCUGAGCUGUAUUUGGAAAGAUUAUUAAACACUGUUCUUGCCAUAGAUUUUGCUAUGCAAUGUCUGUGCCUAACCCAAAAACAUUUAGCGUAAGGGGUGACCUUGAUAAAUGCUGUGCAAUUUAGUGCAGACCCUGACCGUGUUUUAAAGAAAAUGACCAAACCGGAAGAUGCCUGUGUCACAUUAUUGACUUGAACUGGGACCGUAUAGAACAUGGUUGCAACCAAGGUCCUGUAGUGGCACCAAAUGUUAGGUAAAGG